This is a messenger RNA of Crotalus tigris (Tiger rattlesnake), 1508 nucleotides long. It is a transcript of the gene SEPTIN1, whose product is annotated as septin 1. Bases 125 to 1216 code for a protein of 363 amino acids. Gene Ontology annotation, cellular component: septin complex; microtubule cytoskeleton; septin ring. Gene Ontology annotation, molecular function: GTPase activity; GTP binding; molecular adaptor activity. NCBI's taxonomy places the organism in Eukaryota, Metazoa, Chordata, Lepidosauria, Squamata, Viperidae. The transcript has 11 exons. The record is from RefSeq and is a predicted model, not a curated record. Gene Ontology annotation, biological process: cytoskeleton-dependent cytokinesis; regulation of exocytosis.
CUUGAAGGUAGAUGCAAAAUGGGCUUCCUGUUUCACCACCACAGGAAGUGGCGGGUAGAGGCACCAAGGUACACAAGCAGCAGACAUUUCUGCCGUGCCUCACCGCUUCAGCAAGAGAGCCAUUAUGGAUAAAGAUUACGUUGGCUUCGCUACAUUGCCUACCCAGGUCCACAGGAAGACCGUGAAGAAGGGCUUUGACUUCACGCUGAUGGUAGCAGGAGAAUCUGGCCUGGGGAAAUCCACUCUCAUCAACAGCCUUUUCUUGACUGAUCUGUAUAAGGACCGAGUACUUCCAGAUGCACAAGCCAGGAUCUCCCAAACUCUGGAAAUUGUCAAGCAUGCCGUAGAUAUUGAGGAACAAGGAGUGAAAGUCAAGCUGACAGUGAUUGAUACUCCAGGACUUGGUGAUGCAAUAGACAACACAGAGUGCUGGAAACCAAUUGCCAAUUAUAUCGAUGGUCAGUUUGAACAGUAUUUUCGGGAUGAGAGCGGCCUCGACCGCAAGAAUAUUCAGGAUGGCCGUGUUCAUUGCUGCCUCUACGUCCUCUCACCUUUUGGACACGGGCUCCGCCCCCUGGAUAUAGAAUUCCUCCGAGCCAUCCAUGACAAAGUCAACAUUCUGCCUGUGAUUGGAAAAGCGGACUGCUUGACGCCGUCAGAGGUGCAGCACAAAAAAGAGAAGAUUCGGCAGGAGUUAGAAGCCAACAGCAUCUGCAUUUACGAAUUUCCUGACUGUGACUCCGAUGAAGACGAAGUGUUCAAAGCUCAGGAUGCUGAGAUGAAGAGAAGCAUCCCUUUUGCUGUCGUUGGAUCUAGCCACGUGGUCAGAGAGCUAAAGGGCAAAGUAUUUCGGGGGAGGCAGUAUGCGUGGGGAACCGUGGAAGUGGAGAACACCGCUCACUGCGACUUCCUUAAACUUAGGAACAUGCUGAUUCAAACUCACAUGCAAGACUUGAAGGAUGUGACCCAGGAGGUUCAUUAUGAAAAUUACCGCGCACAGUAUAUUCAGAGUCUCACCAGACCCGGGGCUCGGGAUCGCAGUAGUCGCGCGAAACUGUCCCGCCAGAGUGCCACCGACCUGCCUGUCCUGCCGAUGUCCGAGACAGAGAAGUUAAUUCGUGAGAAGGACGAGGAGCUCCGUCGGAUGCAGGAAAUGUUACGGCAAAUGCAGGAGCAGAUGCUACACAGCAAGGGAGAACAGUGUGACAGCUUGUGAAGGAGCCUCUUUUUCCAAGUCAGAGGAAUUCCCGAAGGAAGAAAACCCCUGGGUGAUCUUUGGGUCAGAGGAGCCCACCAGCUUUGGAAAAUGGCCAGGUUAGCUCUGGCUGAUGAACUGUGCAUUUGGAGAAGUUUGAAAAGGGAAUUCUUCCCUUCGUUUCCCUCUCCCUCUUUCAUACUCACCUCUUUGCCCAUUCACUAAGACCCUGAGCAUUUCUCACCUGCCAGCACAAUAGUGCUUUAAUAAUAACUCAAGAUGCUCCAAUAAAACACAAUGUUUGGAUCCAUGC